This is a messenger RNA of Myotis myotis, 6737 nucleotides long. Its product is annotated as gibberellin-regulated protein 14-like. The transcript has 2 exons. Bases 135 to 767 code for a protein of 210 amino acids. Lineage: Eukaryota; Metazoa; Chordata; Mammalia; Chiroptera; Vespertilionidae. The record is from RefSeq and is a predicted model, not a curated record.
GGCUCCAUCCUCAGUGAGGGGCGUGCAGGAGGCAGCUGAUCCGUCAUUCUCUCUCAUCAUUGGUGUUUAUCUCUCUCCCUCUCCCUGCCUCUCAAUCAAUAAGAAUAUACAUAUUUUCAAAAGUGACUUCCAGAAUGUUGUGUGAGCUGCAUGUCCCCACGUGCACGGUCUCCACGGUGCCCGUGACGCCCCCCGUGCUGGUGGGCACGGUCUCCAUGGUGCCCAUGAAGCCGCCCGUGCGGGUGGGCGCGGUCUCCACGGUGCCCGUGAAGCCGCCCGUGCUGGUGGGCGCGGUCUCCACGGUGCCCGUGAAGCCCCCCGUGCUGGUGGGCGCGGUCUCCACGGUGCCCGUGAAGCCCCCCGUGCUGGUGGGCGCGGUCUCCACGGUGCCCGUGAAGCCCCCCGUGCUGGUGGGCGCGGUCUCCACGGUGCCCGUGAAGCCCCCCGUGCUGGUGGGCGCGGUCUCCACGGUGCCCGUGAAGCCCCCCGUGCUGGUGGGCGCGGUCUCCACGGUGCCCGUGAAGCCCCCCGUGCUGGUGGGCGCGGUCUCCACGGUGCCCGUGAAGCCCCCCGUGCUGGUGGGCGCGGUCUCCACGGUGCCCGUGAAGCCCCCCGUGCUGGUGGGCGCGGUCUCCACGGUGCCCGUGAAGCCCCCCGUGCUGGUGGGCGCGGUCUCCACGGUGCCCGUGAAGCCCCCCGUGCUGGUGGGCACGGUCGGUGUCUGCACCGCCAGGGCGUUGGCCUCUGACAGUCUGAAAUGUGGUUGAUGAGGCAGGAACUGAAGUUUCCGUUUUGUUUAAAUUUAAUUUAUUUUCACUGAAAUAGCCACAGGAGGCGGUAGCCUGGGUUCCUCAGUCAUGUCGUGAAGGGGAGGCUGUGAGCACUGGGCAGGACCUCGAGGCCGCUUGUGCACCGGAGGCGUGGGAUCGGCUGCAGGCCACGCAGCCAGUUCAUGGCCACAGUGAGAGGAGGAGCCGCCUGCUCUCCCCUCCACGCCUCUCCCCUCCCCCCCUGCCCUCUCCCUUCUGCCCUUCUCUCCUUUCAGGGGCCCCAAGUCUCCCGCGCAGACCCACACGCAGCCCGCCCCCGACCUCCCGAGUGGCCGACCCAGGGCGGCUCCAGGCUCUCCUGUGACGGGCAGUGCCCGGGCCCGGAGGUCAGUGCCCGCUGUGCGUGCAAGGUCUGCUCUGGCCCCGUGGGCACCGGGCUUGGGCCCAGCACCCUCAGGAGAUGCCAGUGGCAGGAUGUGUGGGCCCUCUGGUCCUGCCCAUUAAUAGCCCAGCCCAGGGGACGGUGAACUCGGGGCUGCCAGCCAGACCACGGCGUGGCCCCUGCCCGUGCCCCUGCCGCAGCCCAUGCUCCCGAGGGCGCGCCUCCGGGCUGGGGCUCCGCUGCCUCUGGUCGCUGCCCCUGGGCUCUCGGCCGUUGCCACUCUGGCUGCUGGGCUGUUGGUCGGCAGAUCUGCGCUCCACUCAAGUCAGGCGACGUCCUCUGUGCUCGCCCACGCACACGGAGCACUGUGGUCCUUUCCAUUCUGCAGCAGCUGGGAAAUGGUCACUUGUCCCCGAUGCCGAGGAGGGUGCGAUGCAGGUGACCCCGACCCGCAGCCUCCAGCCUGAGCAUGGACACAUGUAACCAGCCUCCAGCCUGCGCAUGGACACGUAACCAGCCUCCAGCCUGCGCAUGGACACAUGUAACCAGCCUCCAGCCUGCACAUGGACACAUGUAACCAGCCUCCAGCCUGCGCAUUGACAUGUAACCAGCCUCCAGCCUGCGCAUGGACACGUAACCAGCCUCCAGCCUGCGCAUGGACACAUGUAACCAGCCUCCAGCCUGCCCAUGGACACAUGUAACCAGCCUCCAGCCUGCGCAUUGACAUGUAACCAGCCUCCAGCCUGCGCAUGGACACAUGUAACCAGCCUCCAGCCUGCGCAUGGACACAUGUAACCAGCCUUCAGCCUGCACAUGGACACAUGUAACCAGCCUUCAGCCUGCGCAUGGACAUGUAACCAGCCUCCAGUCUGCGCAUGGACACAUGUAACCAGCCUCCAGCCUGUGCAUGGACACAUGUAACCAGCCUUCAGCCUGCGCAUGGACACAUGUAACCAGCCUUCAGCCUGUGCAUGGACACAUGUAACCAGCCUCCAGCCUGCGCAUGGACACAUGUAACCAGCCUCCAGCCUGCGCAUGGACACAUGUAACCAGCCUUCAGCCUGCGCAUGGACACAUGUAACCAGCCUUCAGCCUGCGCAUGGACACAUGUAACCAGCCUCCAGCCUGCGCAUGGACACAUGUAACCAGCCUCCAGCCUGCGCAUGGACACAUGUAACCAGCCUCCAGCCUGCGCAUGGACACAUGUAACCAGCCUCCAGCCUGCGCAUGGACACAUGUAACCAGCCUCCAGCCUGCGCAUGGACACAUGUAACCAGCCUCCAGCCUGCGCAUGGACACAUGUAACCAGCCUCCAGCCUGCGCAUGGACACAUGUAAGCAGGCUUCCUGUCACCGUCUGCAAAGCAGGCUCGUGGUCACGCGUGACGAGAGGCUCGGCUCUUUGUCACGGCAGAAGAUGCAGAAAUGCUACUUGGUCAGCGUCCUGGGAGGAACCACCCAUAUCUUAAGCCAAAUCAUCUUCAUAGCGAUUCCAUUAUUUCAUAAUCCGUGACGAGGCAUUUAGAGCCGGCAGCGAGGUGAGCUCUGCGUGCGUAUGGUCAGGGUGACUGUGCCUCGCCCGGCAGCCCUGGCUCUCUGCCCACCUGUGGUUGUGGGUGGGGCUGAUUAGCAUGAUGUCAAAACACCUAAACCUGCCUGGCCAGUGGCUCCGUUGGUUGGGCGUUGUCCUCGCACCAAACGGUCACGGGUUCAAUUCCCGGUCAGGACACAUGCUCGGGCUGUGGGUUCAAUAUCUGGUCGGGUACGUAUGGGAGGCAAUCCAUCGAUGUUUGUUUUCUACUCAUUUUUUUCCUUCUAUUUUCUUUGGGUUACAUCUGUUGUUCUGUUUUCUUGUUUUUUGAGAUUAAUACGUAAAUUAUUGAUUUUCAGUCUUUUCCCCCAAUGUAAUGCAUAUAAUGCUAUAAAUUUUCCUCUAAGUAUGGCUUUUGCUGCAUCUUAUAGCUUUAAUGUGUCAUAUCUUCAUUAUCUUUCACUUCAAGAUAUUUUCUGAUUUCCAUUGUAAUUUCUUCUUUGAAUUCUUUAUAAAUGCAUUGCUUUCUUGCAAACAUUGGGGGAUAUUCUAGUCACCUUUUAUGUUAUUGAUUCCUAGUGUCAUUCCAGCGUGUGAUCAGAAAACACUCUAUCUCAGCCCCUUGACACUCUUUCAGAUUUGCUUCAUGGCGCCACAGAGAGCCAGUGUCGAUUGCCUGGAGGAGAGGGGCAGGCUCGGUGGUUGGGUGUAGCACGUCCUGUACUUCCAGUUAGCCGGGUUCCUUGGUGGUUGCAUUGUUCGUGUCAUCGUCACCUUCCCAAGUUACGUCUUGUCUAGCUCUUGCUGAGAGGAGUGUUAACAGUUCAGCUGUGACGGAUGGAUUUCUCCUUUCUGACCUGUCACCGCCUACACCAUAUUGUUAGGUACAUGCAGUUUCAGAAUACCUCUCGGGCCAAGUGGAGCUCCCGUCGUUACUAAAUGCCCCGCUUUGCUGCGAGGAAUGCCUCUCGUCUCAGCGUCUGUCUGCGCGGUGUGAGACAGCACUCUGCUUCCUUCUGAUGAGUAUUCAUGUGGUGUAGCUUGUCCUGUUCUGCUUUUUGUCAUCUCAGUGUUUUCCUAUUUGUCCCACUAAUUUUAUAUUCCUUUUUCGUCCUUUCUUGACUUCUUUUGAGGCAAUUAUCACUUUCUCAUUGUUUCAUUGUUCCACUCUGCUAGUGUGCUUGCUGCACGCGCCUUGGCUGCUCUGUGAGGGCCAUUCUAGGGAUCGCAGUGUCACCUGGGCCCACUCAGGUCUCAUAGAAACGACAGAGCAGAAGUAAUAUCUCAGCACAUGCUGCUUCUGGAGCGCGUGCAUUAUCAUUCUGCAAACGCCUUUGGUCUGCAGCUGUCUGUCUAGCCAACUGUCUGUCCAUCAGGCACUAAAGACCGAGGGCUGUUAAUGUGAUAAUCACCCAAGUGGCUGAAAAGGAACCAGAGAGCACAGUGCCUGUAAAAACUGAAAGCCUUGCCCUCUCAGCACACACAGGCGCGGCCAGUAACUGCCUGUCAGGCACGGCCCGCAGACACCCGGCCGCCUCCGCUUUCAUUGCUGAGGCCACACGCUCCCUGGGGUCGGGGGUCCGUGUGCAUCUGGUCGUGGAUUCAUGAUGCUCUUCUGAGCCUAGUGAUGGAAGUCAGACUGAGACAGUGCCGGGUUAUUUCAGAAACACCACCGGCGGGCGGGCGGGCGGGCGGUCCAUGCUGCUGCCGCGGGGAGAGGAAGCCCGGCUGUGACUCCUGUGCACCUGUAGGCGCAUGGUCCUGAGCAACAAGCAGGGUACGAGCUCCUCGGUCUUCACCCCUUUGGACUGACGUCCUUCACCUUUCCCUGCCCGUCCCCAGUUCCCCCCUCACCCCGCGAUGUGAUGGAAGCCUUCAUAGGUGUUCCCAUCAGCAGAUCCUGUUCUGUGGGCCUGACAUUCCCGCUGCCGUCAGUAGGGGGCGCUUGGUAAAAGAGCCUUUCACAAGGGGCUGUACUGAGGACUCAUCCACAAGAACAGACUAUAAUCAGGAAGAUUCAUUCAUCCGACAAAGUUCAGGUUUUUAACCCGCGUGGCACCUGCUUUCUUGGUUUGGGAGGAGCCUUGGGGGGAGCCUCCGGUGAUGGACGGCUUCUUUCCUGCGUUAUUUGCGCCGAUAAAUUCAUUCUGAAUGAGACGUUUCGGAUAUUUCUAGCUCACUGAGUUUCUGAUUUCAUUUUUGUUUCUUAAGAUCGUCUGAGGGCUAGGAAGGGAUAUUAAUAGGGAUUAUUUGAAAUAAGGUAUGAGAUUUUUCUGCCUCUAGAAUAUGGGCAACAGUUAAAGUCAGCAAAGCACCCCGGAUGGCGCUCGCACACUGUCCCUGGCUGUCCCUCCUCAGUGGGAGCUCUGGGAGAAGUUGUGUAUGCGUGUGUGUGCACAAACGUGUGUGUAUGCAUGCGUGUGCUUGGUAUGCCCGUGUGCGUGCAUGUGUGUGUGGUUUGUUUUCAAUGGCCAGCCUCGGGCCUCUGCAGUGGCUGCCCUGGUCACGGAAUGGGUAGACUCUGGUGAGAUUUAUCAGCCAAUGGAGAUUCAGAGCGAAGCGGAGGCUCCACGUCUGGGUUUGCUGGGGCGAACGACACCAGCGCACCACAGACCGGGCGGCGGGAACAGCGCCCUUACUCUCCCACAGCCCGAAGGCGAAGGAGGCCAGGGUGCCCCGGCGCAGUCUCUCCGCAGCCUCUUUCCAGGGCUUGCAGGCGGCCACCCUCUUGCCGUGUCCUCGUGUGGUCUUCCCUCCGUGUGCACGCCUCUGAAUUCCCAUUUUUGUCCUAAUCUCUCUGAUGAAUUGGGCCCCCUGAAAGGCCUCUUUUUAAGUUAAUGCCCUCUAAAGGCCCCAUCUCCACAAUAGUCACCUUGGGAAGAACGGGUUAGGACUUCCUCCUCAUGUCCUGGGGCCCAGUGCAGCCUGCCGCACUGUCGGGUAAUUCUAGCCCCAGUGGAAACAGGCGGUGGCGGUUACGGGGCCGGGCUGUGGGCAGAAUGGGGAAGUGCUGGUCAGACGGGUGCACUUUCAGUUAUGAGAUGAGUUACUUCACAAGGAGACUGCAGUGCACAGCAUGGCGACUGGAGUUAGUGAUACUGUAUCACGUGCUUGACAUUUAAAAUAGUACUUUUGUAUUGAUUCCUAAGAGGAAGGGAGAGGGAGGGAGAGACAGAAACAUCAGUGAUGAGAGGGAAUCACGGACCGGCUGCCUCCUGCACGCCCCCUACCAACGAUCAAGCCCACAACCCGGGCCUGUGCCCUGACCGGGAAUCGACCCGUGACCUCCUGGUUCCUAGGUCAACACUCAACCAUGAGCCACACGACUGGGCUGUACUUGACAUUUGCUGAGAGUAGAUUUAAGUGUUCUCACCACACACACACACACAGGGGGUAAGUGUGUGAGGUGAUAUAUUGAUGAGCUUGAUCAGUGAUUAUUUCACUGCAUAUAACUCAUCAUGUCCAUCUUAAAUAUAUUUUAUUCGUCAGUCAGACCCCAAUACAGCUGGGGAGGGGUUACCUACAAGACUUUAUUAGCACGGUGGUUCCUGAAACAAGCAGCGGGUUGUUCUCUCUUUCAUACGACGACUCGGCCAGAUUCCAACGUGUGUGGGUGGGACAGGGGGUCCCCACACCAUCAAUUCUCGGACACCAGCUGGUCCUGCGGUUCAUCUCAAUUCUCACACUGUCCACCUGGAGAUAACACCAGAGCCCAAGCAGGUAAGGGCUUAGUCCUACAAGACUGCCCCCACCACACACACGCACACGCACACACACGCACACGCACACACACCAGGUGCAAGUCCACGCAGGCCGGGGCGGUGGGCCUGCUCAGGUUCCUUUGCAUUUGUGUCCUCAUCGGUGAUACGAUGCCACCUCAGAGGGGCGUCCUGGGGCCAGGGCAGGGACGUGUGGUCACGGAGCCGUCCGCGAACGCGCGUGUCAGUGGCCUGUGUCAGUGAGGGCGCCACCUGUCCCUCCUGCUGGCCACCUCUCUGUGUGAGCGCCUCAGGCGCCUCCCUCACCGGCCCCCCUCACCUCCAGCCCGGUUCCGG